This is a messenger RNA of Choloepus didactylus (southern two-toed sloth), 2781 nucleotides long. RefSeq names its product ectonucleoside triphosphate diphosphohydrolase 6 (gene ENTPD6). The coding region runs from base 206 to 1570 and encodes 454 amino acids. Gene Ontology annotation, cellular component: Golgi apparatus; membrane. The record is from RefSeq and is a predicted model, not a curated record. Gene Ontology annotation, molecular function: GDP phosphatase activity; UDP phosphatase activity. The transcript is spliced from 14 exons. NCBI's taxonomy places the organism in Eukaryota, Metazoa, Chordata, Mammalia, Pilosa, Megalonychidae. Gene Ontology annotation, biological process: nucleoside diphosphate catabolic process.
CGCCCGGCCGGUGACGUGACCUGCAUGUGGGCGGGCCCAGGCUCGCCGCCGGGAUCCCCUCGGGUCGCAGUCGGAGGGUGGCAGCCGUGGCGUAGCCGGCCCGGGGCGGGAGGGCCGGGAAGCCGCCGCCUCCGAUGCCCGUUCGUCCGCCUUCCGGGAGCGGCACCCGCAGGCAGUGAGGCUGCGGACUUCAGCAGACGGGGAGAUGAGAAAAACGCCGGGCAAUGGGAAUCUGAAGAUGACGAAAGUGGCGUACCCCCUGGGGCUGUUCGUGUGCCUGUUCAUUUACGUCGCCUACAUCAAAUGGCACUGGGCCUCGGCCACCCAGGCCUUCCUCAGCAUCACCGAGGCAGCCGCUGGGGCUCGGAGGGGCCAGCCCGCCCGCAGUGCCCCCGGGACCGCCACACGGGGCCCCCGGGUCUUCUACGGGAUCAUGUUCGACGCAGGGAGCACCGGCACCCGCGUGCACAUCUUCCAGUUUGCCCAGCAGCCUGGAGAAACUCCUACCUUGACACACGAAACCUUCAGAGCACUGAAGCCAGGCCUUUCUGCUUAUGCCGAUGACGUGGAAAAGAGCACCGAGGGGAUCCAGGAGCUGCUGGACGUUGCCAAACAAGAAAUCCCUUUUGACUUCUGGAAGGCCACGCCUGUGGUGCUCAAGGCAACCGCCGGUCUGCGCCUCUUACCGGGAGAAAAGGCCCAGAAGCUGUUGCAAAAAGUGAAAGAAGUAUUUGAGGCUUCACCUUUCCUUGUCCGGGACAACUGUGUUUCCAUCAUGAACGGCACAGAUGAAGGCGUUUCUGCGUGGAUCACGGUCAACUUCCUCACAGGCAGCCUGAAAGCGCCCGGAAGGAGCGUCGGCAUGCUGGACUUGGGCGGGGGGUCCACCCAGAUCACCUUCCUCCCCAGGGCCGAGGGCACCCUGCAGUUCUCCCCAGCCGGCUACAUGACGUCGUUCCAGAUGUUCAACCGAACCUACAAGCUCUAUUCCUACAGCUACCUGGGGCUCGGAUUGAUGUCGGCGCGGCUGGCAAUCCUGGGAGGCAUGGAAGGGAGGCCUGCUCAGGACGGAAGGGAGCUUGUCAGCCCUUGCUUGGCCCCCAGUUUCCGAGGAGAGUGGGAACAUGCUGAGGUGACGUACAGAGUCGCAGGACAAAAGGCAGCGGGCCUCUACGAGCUGUGCGCCAGCCGGGUGGCAGAGGUCCUCCGAGAUAAAGUACACACCACAGAAGAGGUGAAGGACUUGGACUUCUACGCUUUUUCCUACUACUAUGACCUCGCUGCCAGUGUCAGCCUCAUAGAUGCUGAGAAAGGAGGCAGCCUGGUGGUCGGGGACUUCGAGGUCGCAGCCAAGUACAUGUGCCGGACGAUGGAGUUCCGCCCACAGAACGCCCCCUUCGUGUGCAUGGAUCUCACCUACAUCAGCUUCCUGCUUCAGGGGCUCGGGUUUCCCAGGGACAAGGAGCUGAAGCUGACACGGAAGAUCGACAAUGUUGAGACCAGCUGGGCCCUGGGCGCCAUCUUUCAUUACAUUGACUCCCUGAGCCGACAGAAGAGCUCAGCCUCGUAGCAGCCCGGCUCCUCGAUGGGGUGUCCUGUCCCCGAGCUGCCCCACUCCCGGCCCCCAGCCCAUAUGGCGGGACACUUGGAUUUACCCCGAAGCAUCCUCUCAAAAUGGCAACAUUCUCCCUGGGAGCAGCCUCUGUCCCAGUCCGUCACUUGGCCCCACAGUGCUGUGAUCUCAUCCUUGACUUGACCAUUGAUGUGCCAGAGGAUGCCUACAGCCCAGGCCCCGGGGGCCUGCACGCCCUCCUCCCUCUGCAGGCUGUGGGGUCCCCUGUGCAGAUUUCCUAGACCUUGUGGGUUCUCAGUGUCACAGGCCUGGCCUGUGCCUUAGCAUCACCUGUGCAGCAUGGAGCUGCACCCCAUGUGACCCGGGGGGGCAGGGAUAGAGUGGAGCCCCCAGCCCAGAUGCCUCUGUCUACCUGCCUUGACGCCAUGAGCUGCUGUGUGCAAGCCGCAAGCCCUGCUGGGAGCUCCCCACCACGGCCCUCCGUCCGCAGGGUGCUCCUGCUGGGACGGCUGCGUCUGCGGUUUCUUCCCCAGGGAGCCAAGCUCGACCUUCGGGGAGCAGCUGUAUUGGUGGCCCUGCUGCUCUUGGGGAGAGUCGGGUGGGAACAGGGCGCCCCAGGACUGCCAGCUCUCCGGAGGUGGGUGUCACUGGGAGCUCUCGAACUGACUGUGUUCGGCUUUUCCUUGAGAGUGGACAUGUGAGAUGACCUGAGUCUGUUUUCCUCGAACCCUUGGGUGGUUUGGUUUGGGGUUCACUGACAGAGUCGUCCCUACGAAUGGUUACAUGCUCCCCAAGGAAGAGGGGCUGGGGACAGCACCUCCUCACUCACCCAGGCACCCCAGCCCUUCCACAAGCCUUGAAACACAAGCCAGAUGCUGAGAGCUCCUUACUGUACAUGUGUUUAGAGCUGUGGGACCUCAGCUCCCGGGUCUCUGAGUGACGUCUGUGUAGUGUGGGUACUUGUGUAAAACUGUUCUGAGCCCUCCCAGUCUGUCCCCAAUUCCUCAUCUAGUGAAUGUAUUGCUACCCUGAGCCAAGGCCACAGCCGGAGGGUACGGCGGCCCAACGGGUAGAGCUGCGGCCCCAGGACCCCUGCUGUCUGUCCGUCCACAGCGGGAGACGUCCGGGUCGUGAUGAGCUCUGUGAAUGUACAGGAAUUGGAAUAAGCUGGGCCUGUGUGCUCCACUCCAAUAAAGGUUUACAAGGUU